AGGUCAUACAUCUAGACUUCAAGAAAAUGGAAGUACUUUGUAGUACAUCUAUAGCGUUGGCCAGGAUAUAUAAAAAGGUAUUUGAGGGAACGACUGCUACUUUAACCAGAUAUAGCCCAUAAUGUCUACUAUUCGACAGUUGCUCGAUUCUCAGUCUCGUGCACUUAUGGCAGCUGGUGCCGUGGUGGUAGCUGCAGCGGCGCUAUGGAUUACCAGUGACUACAGGGACUGGAUUACCUUUGGCACUGGAGGUACCCCCUCAAACCCAAAGGGUUACCUCAAGAUGAGAAAAUUCUGGUUCAAGAGACUUUUCAUCAACAACGAUGAUCUUACAGACGGUUCAUCCUUGCCUGAUGAAGGGCCCUCUUAUCUUCCAGGAUAUGUAACCCCUAGGAGAGGUGGUCGACCUGAAAGGAUGCCCAGGACUCUUCCCCACAGACAAAAACCGGAAGCUAUCGAUGCCAAAUCCAAAAAGGUUCUCCAUCAUCUCGGGUCGAAGCUGCAGUCCGAGCAUCCUGACAUCCUAAACCUCGCACCUUCCAAGACCGAAGGCGGCACCGGCGACGCCAUCUACGCCAAAGAAGACCUCCCCACACUCAACCCCAAGGCUAAGCAAGUUGCCUAUGAGAUCGCCCACGUGCACCCCGCGGACAAUUCUUUGCAUGUUCAUUUGUCUCCUCGUGAUGCAAAGAUGUUGAUCGAAAAGUCUUGGGCUGAACGAUUUCCGGUACACGAGCUGGGUCCUCCCCAGUGGGUCAUGGUGUACGCUCCUCGUAAUAAAGAGGAGGUUGAUCUUGUGGAAAAAAUUAUGAAGGCCGCUGUUGGUUGGGUGACUGGAGUGACUAUUUAGAUAUAUUAGAUGUGCGAUGUUUGAAGUGUAAUAUUCAGCUGUUUAGGAAUCAAGUCGCACGCUUAGAGAUGACUGAGGACGAUGAUGAUAACGGCAAAAGGUCGAUAUAGAGUGGAGAAAAGACGAUUUAUAACUGUAUCCUCUAUCUACAUUACACAAUUGGAAGGUAAACUGGACCCGAGCGGUACAUUUCAGACUGUUGGCAAUCUAU
This is a messenger RNA of Cryptococcus deneoformans JEC21, 1061 nucleotides long. RefSeq lists its product as hypothetical. Bases 122 to 850 code for a protein of 242 amino acids. The transcript has 5 exons. NCBI's taxonomy places the organism in Eukaryota, Fungi, Basidiomycota, Tremellomycetes, Tremellales, Cryptococcaceae. The record is from RefSeq and is a predicted model, not a curated record.